Molecule: messenger RNA, 462 nt
Organism: Rubroshorea leprosula
Lineage: Eukaryota; Viridiplantae; Streptophyta; Magnoliopsida; Malvales; Dipterocarpaceae
Source: the annotation of a GenBank genome assembly
GAGCUUCGGGAUCGAUUCGAUAAAUGUGUUCGACAUUUCAAUUAGGGUUCAACAAUUUCAUCAAUUUUACCAGUUUUGCAGUGAAAGCAAGGAGUUUGAGACCUAGGGCAUUUUCCCCUUUGACAGUCGGAGUAAUGGGGUCUAAGAGGCUUCUUUCAAACUCAUCCGUAUCGGCUUCAUCAACUGUUGAGGGAAAGACAGAUAAGAAGCUCAAGGGAUUAGCUACUGCAGACCUAAAUCCUGAUGAGGGUGAAGUUAAGGGGAAUGGCGGGAAAGGUAAAGUGGUUGGGCAGGGCAAGAAUGAUAAUAAAGAACAAGGUUUGGUGGGUACCAAUCAAAAUUCCAAAGAGGGUGCUUUUAAGGUUGUUGAUGAUCUCACUUAUAAUUGCCAUAUCAAAAAUUUUCUGCUUUCAUGCUUUUAUAAGAAUGUGGUUUAAAUGUAGUGCGUGUGAAAUUCAGGAU